Molecule: messenger RNA, 2428 nt
Organism: Cynoglossus semilaevis (tongue sole)
Lineage: Eukaryota; Metazoa; Chordata; Actinopteri; Pleuronectiformes; Cynoglossidae
Gene: acsl5
Product: acyl-CoA synthetase long chain family member 5
Exons: 22
Coding region: 285-2336 (683 amino acids)
Biological process (GO): long-chain fatty-acyl-CoA biosynthetic process; positive regulation of long-chain fatty acid import across plasma membrane; fatty acid metabolic process
Cellular component (GO): endoplasmic reticulum; mitochondrion; membrane
Molecular function (GO): arachidonate-CoA ligase activity
Source: RefSeq, a predicted model, not a curated record
UGCUCUGGGCUGAGGCACUCACUCACACCUGUGUGCUGUUGAAGGUGCUAAUGAAGACAGGUGGGCAGAUCCUACAUUAGAUGGUGUUGCUGGAUUCAGCUGUGCUGUCGCCAGGUGAUCAGCUUGGCCCCAAACUACUGGAGCUAAUCCCUAGAGUGGAGGAUCUGUUCUGGUACACACCCCCACACACACACACUAGCCUGUUGACCACAAGCUGACAGCAACAACUGAGAGGGACCUGAACUGGUGAGAAUCAGGUCUGUGUGUGCAGCAGCGUUGGUACCAUGGACCUCCUCUUCCAGGUGCUCUUCUCCCCUCUUCCCACCCCGGCCAUCGUCUCCCUGUUUGCCCUGGCGGCUGCUGUCCUCUUCUACCUCAACACGCGGCCCUGUCCAAUCCACACUCCGGUUGACCUGAAACACCAGACUGUUGGGAUCAAGGAUGGAGCGAGGAAGACUGCUCUGCUGGAGGAUAACAACAACCUGGUGGCCUACUGUAAUGACGACGCAAAGACUCUGUAUGAGGUUUUUCAGAGAGGGCUGAAAGUGUCAGGAAAUGGUCCAUGUUUGGGCUACAGGAAGCCAGGAAGGGCAUACCAGUGGCUGAGAUACAAACAGGUGUCCGACAGAGCAGAGCAGCUGGGGUCAGGGCUCCUUCAUCAAGGUCUGAAACCAAACAAGGACACUUUCAUUGGCAUCUUUGCUCAGAACCGACCUGAGUGGAUUAUUGGUGAACUGGCCUGUUACACCUACUCCAUGGUGGUUGUCCCCCUGUACGACACCUUGGGUCCCGAGGCGCUUGUGUUCAUUAUCGACCAAGCGGAGAUCUCCACUGUGCUCUGCGACAAUCAGAAGAAGGCAGAAACACUGCUGCAGAACCGUGAGAACGGUCUGAGUUCUGUUCUCAAAACCAUCAUCGUCAUGGACACCUUUGAAAUGGAGAUGGUUGAGAGAGGAAAAAAAGUGGGAGUGGACGUUGUGUCCAUGCAGGAAGUGGAGGAACUGGGGAAAAACAAUCUUCAAAAGCCAGUUCCACCAAAGCCAGAAGACCUGACCAUUGUUUGCUUCACCAGUGGAACUACAGGGAACCCCAAGGGAGCGAUGCUGACUCAUGAGAACGUGGUCUCUGACGCUGCAGGUGUGGUGAAAAGCUUUGAGACAUCAAUUGUCCCAUCAACUCAAGAUAUCAGCAUCUCAUUCCUGCCUCUGGCCCACAUGUUUGAGAGAGUCGUCCAGACCGUAAUGUACGGUGCAGGAGGAAGGGUGGGAUUCUUCCAGGGUGACAUCAGACUACUUCCUGAUGACAUGAAAACCUUACAGCCCACCAUCUUCCCAGUAGUUCCCCGACUACUCAACCGUGUCUAUGACAAAGUCCAGAGCGGUGCAUCGUCUGCUUUCAAGAAAUGGCUCCUGAACUUUGCCGUCGAGAGGAAAUACGCCGAGGUCAGAGAAGGCAUCAUCAGGAAGAACAGCCUGUGGGACAAACUCAUCUUCCACAAAGUCCAGGCGUCUCUGGGCGGACAUGUGCGGGUCAUGGUGACUGGAGCAGCUCCCAUUUCUCCCACCGUCCUGAACUUCCUGAGAGCUGCUCUGGGAUGUCAGAUCUUUGAGGGAUACGGGCAGACAGAGUGCACAGCCGGCUGCACCUUCACCACGUCGGGUGAUGCCACUUCAGGCCAUGUUGGAGUCCCGCUGCCUUGUAAUGUUGUCAAGUUGGUGGAUGUUGAAGAAAUGAACUACUUUGCAUCGAACGGUGAAGGAGAGGUCUGCAUCAAGGGUCUAAAUGUAUUCAAAGGAUACCUGAAGGACCCAGAGAAGACAGCAGAGGCCUUGGAUAAGGACGGCUGGCUCCACACUGGGGACAUCGGGAAGUGGCUCCCGAGUGGAGUUCUGAAGAUCAUUGAUCGCAAGAAGAACAUCUUUAAGCUAGCUCAGGGAGAGUACAUAGCACCGGAGAAGAUAGAGAAUGUGUAUGUACGCAGUGGACCUGUGGCCCAAGUAUUUGUACAUGGAGACAGUCUGCAGUCUUGUCUGGUUGCUGUUGUGGUCCCUGAUCCUGACGUUCUGCCAGACUUUGCCAAAAGUCUUGGGUGUCAAGGCUCCAUUGAGGAACUCUGCAAACGCACAGAAAUUAAGAAAGCCAUUCUGUCGGACAUGACCAAACUGGGCAGAGAAGCAGGCCUCAAGUCAUUUGAGCAGGUGAAAGAUGCCCACCUCCAUCCAGAACAAUUCACCAUUGAGAACGGUCUGCUAACUCCCACACUGAAGGCCAAGAGAGCUGAGCUCAAGGCUCUGUUCCAGCCACAGAUUGAAAAGAUGUAUGCUAAUAUCCAAUGAAGUAACCAAACCCACACCACUAACUUAAACCUGCUGCAGUUGAAACAUUUCACUCCUGGAGUCGUUGUGAUUAAAAACAUGAGUAAAACCCA